Molecule: messenger RNA, 2704 nt
Organism: Chilo suppressalis (striped riceborer)
Lineage: Eukaryota; Metazoa; Arthropoda; Insecta; Lepidoptera; Crambidae
Source: the annotation of a GenBank genome assembly
AGACACGGACAACCAGCGCGUCAUCAUCCACGUGAAGGACGUGAACGACGAACCUCCUUACUUCAUCAACCGACCACUGCCGAUGCAGACAGUGGUGCAGCUAAACGCCGCGCCCAACACGCCCGUGUUCACCCUCCAAGCCAGAGACCCAGACACAGACCAUAACAUACACUACUUCAUAGUGAGAGACCGGACGGGUGGACGGUUCGAAGUCGACGAGAGAUCGGGCGUCGUCAGAACCAGAGGAACGGACCCCUUCCAGUUGGAUAUGGAGUACGUGCUGUACGUCAAAGCUGAAGAUCAGAGCGGUCGCGUGGACGAGAGACGGUUCCAGUCGACCCCCGAAGAACGGCUCAGCAUAGUUGGGGGGAAACGCGCCCCUCAGUUCUACCUGCCCAGCUACGAGGCCGAGAUUGCAGAGAAUCAGAAGAAAGAUUCAGAUAUCAUAUCAGUGAAGGCGAAGUCGUUUGCUGAUCGCGAAAUUCGGUACACGCUAAAAGCUCAAGGUCAGGGUGCUGGCACCUUCAACAUCGGCCCUACUUCUGGUAUCGUGAAGUUGGCUAAAGAGCUCGAUUUUGAAGACCUAAGGCAACCGCAUGUGUAUUCUUUGGUGGUGACUGCUACAGAAGACUCUGGAGGGUUUUCGACGUCUGUUGAGCUAACAAUUCGAGUAACCGACGUUAACGACAACGCUCCGAAAUUCGAGCUGCCCGACUACCAGGCGCACAACGUUGAUGAGGACAUCCCGCUCGGAACCAGCAUCCUCAAGGUUAAAGCGAUGGACGCCGACUCCGGGAAAAACGCGGAGAUCGAAUACCUGGUGUCAGAUGACCACUUUAGCGUAGACUCCAAUGGCAUAAUAACCAACAACAAGCAGCUGGACGCUGACAAUAAUAACGCUUACUACGAGUUCGUUGUCACUGCCAAGGACAAAGGUGAGCCGGCCAAAACUGGAACCGCCACAGUUAGAGUUUACACCAAGAAUAAGAAUGAUGAAGAACCAAAGUUCUCACAGCAAGUGUACACUCCAAAUGUAGAUGAGAACGCAGGUCCAAAUACUUUGGUUACUACGGUCGUUGCAUCGGACAAGGACGGUGACAAUGUCAGAUUUGGUUUUGUCGGUGGCGGUACGAGUUCUGGCCAAUUCGUCAUUGAAGAAAUCACCGGUGUAAUCCGUCUACACAAUAAAGCCAUAUCGCUGGAUCGAGACAAAUAUGAACUAAAUGUGACAGCUAUGGACGAUGGCGCGUGUUGCGUUAACGGAGACGCGACUAUACACACUUCAACGGCUGUUGUAGUUGUAUUUAUCACAGAUGUAAACGAUAAUAAGCCUAUAUUCAAAGACUGUCCAACGUAUUUCCCAAAAGUUGAAGAAGGCGCACCGAACGGUAGUCCAGUAAUAAAAGUGCACGCGACUGAUGAAGACAAAGGUGUCAACGGACAAGUCAAGUAUUCCAUAGUGCAGCAGCCGAAUCAAAAAGGUACCAAGUUUACAGUCGACGAGGAAACUGGUGAAGUGUCCACCAAUAAAGUAUUCGACAGAGAAGGCGACGAUGGAAAAUUUGUGUCCGUAACGGUAAAAGCUACUGAUCAGGGCGAACCUUCUUUGGAAGGUGUUUGCUCGUUCACAGUCGAAAUUACUGAUGUCAAUGAUAACCCUCCACUAUUCGACAGACAAAAAUAUGUGGAGAAUGUAAAACAAGACGCCAGUAUUGGCACAAAUAUUUUAAGAGUAUCUGCCUCUGACGAGGACGCAGACAAUAACGGCGCGAUUGUAUAUACGCUGAGUGCGCCAUUUAAUCCCGCCGAUAUUGAAUACUUUGAGAUCCAGCCCGAAUCGGGCUGGAUCGUUCUCAAGAAACCUUUGGACCGGGACAGGUAUCGACUGCGCGUGCGCGCCUCCGACAGAGGCGACCCGCCCUCCUCCGCAGACGUGGACGUUGAAUUAGACGUGGUAGACAGGAACAAUAAGCCCCCCAUCUGGGACAUGACCACGUAUGGCCCCGUUCACAUCAAAGAGAAUGUCACAGUGGGUACCGUAGUGACCAGUGUGAAAGCCAGCUCUGGCAUUGAGAACAAUCCCACCGUGUUCUACCGCCUUAUGCCCGGAUCGACCGCCCAAACCAAUAAGUUCCACACCUUCUAUUUACAACAAAGGGCCGAUAAUGGAUUCACUUGGGCGGAUAUAAAAGUCAAUCAUCCUCUGGACUACGAGAGCAUCAAGGAAUACAAUUUGACGAUCCGUGUCGAGAACAACGGCGCCCAACAACUGGCUUCGGAAUCAACUGUCUUCAUCCAGCUCGAGGAUGUCAACGAUGAAAUACCCUUGUUCACGGAACGUGAGCAGGAAACCGUCCUGGAAGGAGAGCCCAUCGGCACGAAGGUCACCCAAGUCAACGCGAUAGACAAAGAUGGCACAUUCCCUAAUAACCAAGUGUACUACUAUAUAGUGGACUCUCCGCGCAACGAGGGAAAGGAUUUCUUCGAGAUCAGCAUGCAGACCGGCGAGAUCUUCACGAAGGUGGUGUUCGACAGAGAGAAGCAGGGAGCAUACGCGUUGGAAGUGGAGGCGAGAGACGGCGCCCCAUCCGCGAGGCCCAACUCUGACAACCAACCAAACUCAGGCAUCAGACAGGAUUUUGAAUCCGCUCACAGUCCGUGCGAACUUACUACGAAUUCAUUAAAUUUAUUAGAGUCAGGCUAG